Messenger RNA from Rosa chinensis, 724 nucleotides. Its product is annotated as small RNA-binding protein 11, chloroplastic. Bases 103 to 501 code for a protein of 132 amino acids. Gene Ontology annotation, molecular function: RNA binding. The transcript has 4 exons. Lineage: Eukaryota; Viridiplantae; Streptophyta; Magnoliopsida; Rosales; Rosaceae. The record is from RefSeq and is a predicted model, not a curated record.
CAGAAGUCAGAACUUUCAGAAACAGUAGCAGAAGGCAGGGAAACACAAACACUAGCCGCCCCAGCCUUGUUCCUCUCUCUGUUUCAUAGUAGGCAUAUAUCAAUGGCGCUGCUUAGAAGAGCGGUGAGGUCGGGCCCUAGUUUAUCAUCUUCCUCUCUUAUUCCUCCGGCGAUUCUAAUCUCUUGCCGGGCACUAACUACUAAGCUCUUCGUCGGUGGACUAUCAUUUUACACUACGGAAAAGGGAUUACAAGAAGCAUUCUCUCAGUAUGGUCAAGUGGUUGAAGCUCAAGUAGUAUCAGACAGAGUCUCGGACCGAUCAAAAGGAUUUGGAUUUGUUACCUUUGCUUCACAAGAUGAAGCCCACAAAGCCGUAGAGGAGUUGAAUGGAAAGGCGCUGAAUGGGCGUGUUAUAUUUGUGGACUAUGCAAAGCCCAAAUCAGAUUAUGGUGGUGGUGUGCCAAUUGCAAGAGGACCUCCAGAACCGAAAAUUGACGGCUGAUUUACUUAUGAAAGGAUAACUUACUGCUUUCUUGCCUGUCACCGGAAGCAAGAACAUACUGAAUUUGCAGGACUGUUACGAAGUACAAAUGCAGUGGAUUGUGCUAACGGAUGCUCGAAUUAUUUUUAUUUUUAUUUUUUGGUGGGUGAUGCUUGAAGUUUGGACUGAUAUGUGAAGGGGCUGUCUGUGUUUAUACAAGCAUGUCUUCUAUGUGUUUCUUUAA